UUCAGGCAUAAGGAAGUUAUUAUUUAUCCAGAUGACCACACUAAGCCUCCUGUUGGGGAAGGUUUAAAUCGUAAGGCACAAGUGACACUUGAUCGUGUAUGGCCUCAUGAUAAGUGCAGUCAUGAACCAAUCACUGAUCCAAAGCGAUUAAUUGAGAUGGAUUAUGAAGGAAAAUUAAGGAGGGUUUCUGCAAAACACGAUACAAGAUUUUUAGAAUACAGACCAGAAACAGGGUCAUGGGUGUUUAAAGUAGACCAUUUUUCUAAGUAUGGAUUAAGCGAUUCAGAUGAUGAAGAGGCUGUAGUCAACGAAAAAUCUAAGAAAGAAAUAAUGAAAGCUACGGAAAUUCAAAAGUUUUCUGAAAGUCUUGUAGACAAAAAACUUUUUACCAAGAAAACAUGUUUCGUACACUCCUUUUACUCAACCGAUGACUAUGAUGAAGAAGGGUCAAAUAAACUAGAAGCACAGCAAAAAAAAAAUGAUUCAGGAAAAAUUCUUUCGACAAAUACAAUUCAAAGUUCUUCUGCUGUUAAUGCUCAUCUUGCGGGUACUAAAUCUCAUACUCUACAGUUAAUGAAAGCAAGUUUUUUUGAGUUAGGUAACCUAUCUUUUCCUGAAGAGUAUUUUCAAAAUGAUGAAUCCAUUGACCAAAGACACCUAUCAUUCGUUGAAGCUGGUACUGGACUUCAACAAAAAAAAACACGAAAUUCUUUAGAUGAGUUAGCUCCUUUGUCUAGUGUCAACUUGUUGAGAAACCAAUCAGCUUAUACAAAUAAAUCCAUAUGUGACGUAGAAGUAUUAAGGAAUUUCAGUAAACUCGUAAAGAAUUCGACACUAGAAUUUCAGCCAAAAGUAUUUAAUUCAGAAUAUCAAUAUUCUACGGAUUUGGAAAUCUUUGAUAGCAAUGAGUGUUAUCUCAAAUGUGUGGCAGAUAUUGGGCUUCAGAAGAAAAAACAAUACAAGUUAAAGUGGUCACCUAAAUUAACUCUACUGUCUUGUAACAACAACACUGGUCAUGGUGUAAGCAAUUCGGUCUCAUUCGCAAAAAUAAAGGAUUGUUUUCGCAGUGACUUCAAAUAUUUCAUAGAGUUGUCUCGUAGAGUCACUUAUGAAUUUGAAAUGGAAAUAUUUAAAAAAUUUAAAGAUAGCGUAGAGCAACAUCUGAACGUUCAUCUUAAAUAUUUGCAUAUAGAAGUUACAAACAGCAGUCCAUGCAUCUCACCGAUAUCAGUGCCAUCAAAUAAAGAUGCCAUCCAUGAGCAUGCAGCAUUAUCAGCUGAAAAAAAUUACUUGUCUAAUAUAGAUUUAUCAACCGUUUAUUUUCAAAAUGUAUGGCAGUUGAUCGAAUCUUUGUGGGGUACAUUAGUGGUAACUUUUUUCGAUUCGCAUAUCCAUGAAAUAGAAGUGCUCAGAAAAGAAGCAUUGACUAAAUGGUUUCAGCAAAUUACAGCAGUAAUUAUUAAAGGCGGAAUCCAAGCUACAGAGCCUAAGGAUCAGACGAUAUUUUUGCUUUUAACUGCUAACAAAGUAGAAGAAGCUUGCAACAUAGCAUUAGAAUCUGGAGAUUAUUGUCUUGCUCUUCUCUUAUCUCAAUUAGACGGAAGCUCCAUGGUACGUGAACUGAUAGAACAUCAAAUUGAACUAUGGCAAGAUGCUGAAGCGGACGAUUAUUUUUCAUUAAGUCGAUUAAAACUAAUUAUGCUUAUAGCAGGUGUCAAGAAAUUAUCCAAAAAAAGUGAAACUGUAAACGUGUGUGAAGAUUUAGAUUGGAAAAGAGCUUUUGCUGUUCACUUAUGGUAUUUAGCUCCUUCAACUGCCUCGAUAACGGAUGUUCUAGAUGUUUAUGACUCUUCAAUAACAGCUGAUAAAAGUCAUUUUAUACCACGACCUGAAUAUUUCAAUAACGAUUCAAAAACGGCUAUGUAUACUGCCCGAGCUCCAAUUGAUCUAUGUUAUCAUCUUAUAAAACUGUAUUGUUCUAGAAGUUAUCCUAUUGAAGUGUUGUUGAAUCCAGAAAGUUACACGGGGAAUAUAUUUGACUACAGAAUGAGUUAUAUGUUGCAUCAAACACUGAUUGGCCUGGGAUAUACACAUGUGCCAGAUCACGUGACUACAAUAGUUUAUUCGAGUUUUGCAGCUCAAUUAGAAACUUACGAUCUUUGGAACUGGUCUAUUCUCAUAGUUUUAAAUCAUAAAAAUUGUUAUGAAAGAGAAAGAGCAGUAAUGGAUUUACUUUUCCGACAUGUAGAGUUAGAUAAUACAUCAGACUAUGAAGAAAAAGAGAACUUUUUGAUAAAAAGUUUGAAAAUAUCUCCAAAAUGGAUCAAUGAAGCUAAAGCAGUCAAAGCAUCAACUAUAAAAAGGUAUGAAGAAGCUGCUUGGUAUUAUAUUGCUGCAGAAAAAUGGAAUGAGGCUCAUGAAAUUAUUAUAAGACAUAUUGCUAUCGAUGCCAUCAUUAAUGGAGAUCAUGAGUAUUUAAAGACUUUGUUACGUUUAUUUAUAUCAACUGACUGCUACACUUCUGUUAGUGGUUGGGCUUAUCAAGGACAGCUUAUUUUAGAUUACAUCACAAUUAUAACAGAAAUAAAUGAAUUAUUAAAAAACAAAAGCAAUCUUGAUGUGAUGUAUAGCUUAGAAUUACUACGUCCACAAUUAAUAUCCCUUUGCACUAACAUCAAAAUGUUUCCGAGCAACUCUUCAAAAAAUAGAUUAUGCCAAGCAGAAAUGUCAAAGAGAAUCUUACAACUUGCUAAAGGACUACUGAUGUCAUCUAGUGAAGAAGAUAAUAGUAAUUUUUUUAUCCAAUUUGUUUCACAAUUACCAUUACCAGAAGAUUAUGCCCAACAAGAAUUGCGAUCAGUUAUUAAUGGCUUUGUUUGAAAUCAAUUAAAAUAUACUAUUACGAUGCAAUAUGUUCAAAUUAUCACCAUGUAUUGAGGUCUUAAAAGAAUACAAAAUAUUUUUCAAGUAAAUUGAGACAGUUGCUAGCAAUAUCUUUAAAUUUCUUAUUCAACAAAAUUUUGGUACAAAAUUUUUUUUAACUCAUGUUUAGAGACUUCACUUACCAAAUUAUUACUAUACAAUAUGUUUGAUAAUUUCAAUUGUAAUGUUGUAAAUAAACAUAAUUUCUUAAUGAA
Copidosoma floridanum is the source of this 3137-nucleotide messenger RNA. RefSeq names its product nuclear pore complex protein Nup98-96 (gene Nup98-96). Gene Ontology annotation, molecular function: RNA binding; structural constituent of nuclear pore. NCBI's taxonomy places the organism in Eukaryota, Metazoa, Arthropoda, Insecta, Hymenoptera, Encyrtidae. The record is from RefSeq and is a predicted model, not a curated record. Gene Ontology annotation, cellular component: nuclear pore cytoplasmic filaments; nuclear pore. Gene Ontology annotation, biological process: RNA export from nucleus; telomere tethering at nuclear periphery; post-transcriptional tethering of RNA polymerase II gene DNA at nuclear periphery.